AAAAAAAUUCCUAUAAAUAUAUUAUUAAAAGGCACACCUUUUAUUUAUGAUCACACCUUUUUUUUUCCCUACUGAUCACACAUCUGAAAUUGAUAAAUUAACGACUUUGCGAAAAAAAAAAAUUGAUAAAUUAAUCAUUAUAACAAAAGAGCGAGAUAGAGAUCGCAGAAGAGUCGGAUAGAAAUUUGAAAUGGAGGGUGAAAUCGAAAGCUUCAUCAAGGUAUGGAUCAUAGCCAUAUUAUGCUUCAGUUAUUGUUAUUACAUAUCAUCAAGAUUACCAAAAGGAAUAACCAGACUUCUUUCUCUCCUACCGGUCUUCUACCUCCUCAUUAUUCUCCCCUUAGAUCUUCAUUCUUUUCACCUUGGUGCUCCCACAACCUUCUUCCUGGUUUGGCUUGCUACAUUUAAACUCCUACUUUUCUCCUUUGGCAAAGGCCCUCUAUCCUCCUCACCCUCGAAAAAUAUUUUCCAUUUCAUUGCCAUAGCUUCCCUUCCCAUUAAAAUCAGGCAAAACCCACCUCAAAAGUUUAUCAAAAAUACCAUAAUCAAAGAGAUCAACACAAACCCAUUUGAUCCAAAUGGUUCAAGAGUGCCUAAGUCAAUCUUAGUGGCCAUAAAAGUCUUGCUUUUAGCAUUGAUAAUCAAGACAUACGAGUAUAGAGCGUAUUUACAUCCCUACUUGACUUUACUCCUCUACUGUUUGCAUAUGUACAUUGGUAUUGAAACCGUUUUAGCCUUGGUUGCUCUUCCGGCUCGAACCAUUUUCGGAUUCGAGCUCGAACCUCAAUUCAACGAGCCAUACCUCACAACCUCGCUCCAAGACUUUUGGGGCCGGAGAUGGAACCUUAUGGUCUCCAGCGUCCUACGUGAGACUGCCUAUGACCCAAUACGACGGGCCUCGCUUGAGAUAAUUGGGCCGAAAUGGGCCCAAUUUCUGGGUGUGAUGUCGUCCUUCGUUGUUUCGGGGCUAAUGCACGAGGCUAUUUACUAUUAUCUCAGUCGGGCGCGGCCCACUUGGGAAGUCACCCUUUUCUUUCUUAUACAAGGAGCGUCCACUGGGAUUGAGAUAGCUGCCAAGAAAGCCGCCGGUGACACGUGGCGUCCGCACAAAGUGGUGACUCGAGUGUUGACUUUGGGAUUCUUAACGUUAACUGGUAACUGGCUUUUCUUUCCUCAGUUGCUUCGAAACGGUGUCCAUGAGAAGGGUAUAAAGGAGUAUUCGCUCAUAAUUGAUUUUGUCAAAGCGGGUUUAAGAUAUCACAGCUAAAAGAAAAAAAAAUGUAAAAAUUAUCAUCAAACAAAUUUACAUAUUUUGUACUAAUGAAGUUCAUAAAACCCCUUUUCAGUAUCA
Messenger RNA from Cannabis sativa, 1351 nucleotides. Its product is annotated as probable long-chain-alcohol O-fatty-acyltransferase 1. The record is from RefSeq and is a predicted model, not a curated record. The transcript has a single exon. Gene Ontology annotation, biological process: lipid metabolic process. Lineage: Eukaryota; Viridiplantae; Streptophyta; Magnoliopsida; Rosales; Cannabaceae. The coding region runs from base 191 to 1267 and encodes 358 amino acids.